Sphenostylis stenocarpa is the source of this 1002-nucleotide messenger RNA. The record is from the annotation of a GenBank genome assembly. Lineage: Eukaryota; Viridiplantae; Streptophyta; Magnoliopsida; Fabales; Fabaceae.
AUGGCCGGUAAUGGAACCCACUCAGAUUCAAAAGCUGCAACAAUUGUGAUUAAAGAUCUCAGAUUUACAUACCCCGGCAUCGACGGCCACCCGCCGCCGGGUUCCUCUCCGCUCAUUCAAAGUUUCUCUCUCACUCUCCAUUCCGGCGACCGCUGCCUUCUCGUUGGUUCCAACGGCGCCGGGAAAACCACGAUCCUGAAGAUACUAGGAGGGAAGCACUUGGUGGAGCCUGACAUGGUUCGCGUGCUUGGAAGAUCAGCUUUUCACGAUACCACUUUGGUGUCUUCUGGUGAUCUCUGUUAUCUUGGUGGCGAGUGGAGGCGAGAUGUUGCUUUUGCGGGUUUUGAGGUGCCAAUACAGAUGGACAUUUCUGCUGAAAAAAUGAUAUUUGGUGUGGCUGGGAUUGAUCCUCAGAGAAGAGCGGAGCUCAUCAAGGUAUUGGAUAUUGAUCUUUCAUGGAGAUUACAUAAAGUAUCUGAUGGUCAAAGAAGAAGAGUACAGAUUUGUAUGGGUCUCCUCAAACCAUUCAAGGUUCUUCUUCUAGAUGAGAUAACAGUUGACCUUGAUGUUCUAGCAAGAGCUGACCUUCUGAGAUUUCUAAGAAAGGAAUGUGAAGAGAGGGGUGCCACCAUUAUCUAUGCAACACAUAUAUUUGAUGGUCUCGAGGAUUGGCCUACACAUAUUGUUUAUGUCGCCCAUGGAAAGCUACAACUAGCAAUGCCUAUGGACAAAGUCAAAGAAAUCAGCAAAUUGUCGCUAAUGAGAACAGUAGAAAGUUGGCUGCGGAAAGAACGAGAUGAAGAUAGAAAGAAAAGGAAAGAGAGGAAAGCAGCUGGUCUUCCUGAAUUUGGAGCGCAAGUUGAGGGAAGCCGUGUAACAGGGGAUCCUGCCCGUGCUGCAGUUCGAGCAAUUAAUAAUGGCUGGGCAGCAGGACGAUUAAAUUCCACCGUUGCAGGUGAAGAAAACUUGAUCCUCAGCUCGAAUCGAGUAUUGAGGCAGUAG